This is a messenger RNA of Cryphonectria parasitica EP155, 1323 nucleotides long. RefSeq names its product family 1 glycosyltransferase. The coding region runs from base 414 to 1007 and encodes 197 amino acids. Gene Ontology annotation, molecular function: hexosyltransferase activity. Gene Ontology annotation, biological process: dolichol-linked oligosaccharide biosynthetic process. The transcript has 3 exons. Gene Ontology annotation, cellular component: extrinsic component of endoplasmic reticulum membrane; UDP-N-acetylglucosamine transferase complex. The record is from RefSeq and is a predicted model, not a curated record. NCBI's taxonomy places the organism in Eukaryota, Fungi, Ascomycota, Sordariomycetes, Diaporthales, Cryphonectriaceae.
GACCGAAGUGGUGGCCAUUCUCUUAUCCUGUCCUGCCAGCUCACGCCCGGACUAUUUGACGAAAUAAGACGAGAGUAGCCAAACAUUGCUAGGUCCGACUUCGCUUGAUGAUAUAGACCAUCAUAUUUCAGCUCGCUCUCUCCACCCUCCACCCUCUUUCAUCAGGAUCUUGAGAUUCAUCUUCAUGAGUCUUUUCUCGAGGAUAACCAGCGUUUAAUACUGUUACAUCCUCCUCCUCAUCUGCUCUUUCGCCAAAACUAUUCAGUAGCUCAUACAGAAGCUCUUUACCAGCAUUGGUAUCGAGAUCAAUGCCAAGUUUCGCAAGACCUAGUCCAGCAAAUCCUCAGCCGUCCACUGCCUGACGAUGUGUUGAUUUCCCCCACAACAAACCAGCCCACCCUAUCAACCACAUCAUGGAUCGAGUCGAAGACGGCCGCGUGGCCCUAGUCACUGGAGGCGCCACUGUGGUCUUCAAGGAGCUCAUCGACGAGACUCUCGCUGCCGACUUUUUAAACGCUCUCCAACGCAGCGGCUUCUCCACUCUCCUUCUACAGUGUGGCACCUAUCAUGGUGAAGUGUUGCAAAAGCUAGUCAAUACAAAGCAUGAGAACCUCACAAUUAACGCUUUUGACUUCGAUUCGAACCUCAAGGAGCAGAUGAAGAAGUGCCGUGGCGAGGCCAAUGUUCAGCCUGCUGGUAUUGUCAUCAGCCAUGCAGGUACGGGCACCAUUGCCGAUUGCGCGGAGGUCCAGGUCGCCCAGAUCAUUGUCGCCAACCCCAAUCUCAUGGACAACCACCAGGCCGAGUUCGCCAAGGCCAUGGCCCGGAAUCACGCCACCAUUAUCCAGGGACACCUUGGCUCCCUGGCUCAGGCAAUCCCUGAGGCCCUUGAGGCUAUCAAGACUACGGGGCUGGACCUGCUCGACUCAUACAGGGAGCCAGCCUUUCCAGUCCGUGAGGAUGAUCGCCUGACCUUUCUUGACCAGGUGAUUGCUGUCGAUCUGUAAAGGGCUGCAGCAAACUGAAAUACUUUUCUCUGCAUUACUACGUGGAACCCGAGGAGUUGUUUUAUUCUUCCUCGGUCGGCCGGAUAGAUACUCAAGGUGUUUAGGGAAUAAAAUUUCGUAGGAAUCAUGACAAAUGAGAAGGACUGAGGGAUGGCAUUACAAUCUUUAACUCACUCUCCUUCUUUCUGCUGCAUAAUAUGUAUGCUAAUAUCGUUCGUCUACCUGCGAGGCUUGAUUGACUGGUCGCCUGCCUUGACUCAAGAAUUAUCAGUGUAGUAUGAGUAUUAUUGUGUGGGUGAGCACCUGAAACUUUCGA